Molecule: messenger RNA, 1451 nt
Organism: Glycine soja
Lineage: Eukaryota; Viridiplantae; Streptophyta; Magnoliopsida; Fabales; Fabaceae
Product: L-tryptophan--pyruvate aminotransferase 1-like
Exons: 5
Coding region: 85-1263 (392 amino acids)
Biological process (GO): amino acid metabolic process
Molecular function (GO): carbon-sulfur lyase activity; transaminase activity
Source: RefSeq, a predicted model, not a curated record
GAAGGUCGAGGGAAAAACAAAGAGUGAGAAAGUGAGGCAUUCUUUGUGUAUGUGAUCAAAACAAGAGCUAGCAUAUAUUCAAUCAUGGUGGUAGCUACAAAUGGCUUCCCUUCUUCCAAUGCCACAAUCCCCCCAACAAAUAUCUCUCCUAAUGCCAUCCUACCUCUUGAUCGGGGCGAUCCGGUAGUGUUCGAAGAAUACUGGAAAAAGAUGUGUGAGUCCUGCACCGUAGUUAUCAAAGGGUGGGAGCUAAUGAGCUAUCUGAGUGACAUGAGCAACGUGUGCUGGUACAUGUUGCCGGAGAUGAAGGAAGCCAUUAAAAGGCUUCAUCACGUGGUGGGAAAUGCUGUUACUGAAGACAGAUACAUUGUGGUAGGGAAUGGAGCAACGCAACUAUUACAGGGAGCUGUUUUUGCUCUCUCUCCUUCGGAGGCUAAUUCUCAACCCAUCAACGUUGUUGCUGCUGUUCCAUACUAUUCGGAAUACCAAGAUGAGGUUGAUAUUUUGCGUUCAGGAUUGUAUCAAUGGGCUGGUGAUGCUGCUUCGUAUGAGAAAAAUGAACCCUACAUAGAGGUGGUAACCUCUCCAAACAACCCUGAUGGGACUAUGAGGGGUCCUGUGGUGAAAUCUGAAGCUGAAGGGAAGCUGAUUCAUGAUCUUGCCUAUUACUGGCCACACUACACUCCCAUUACUCACCAAGCUGACCAUGAUAUCAUGAUCUUCACAUUCUCCAAAUGCACUGGUCAUGCUGGUUCACGUUUAGGGUGGGCCAUUGUGAAGGACAUUGAGGUUGCUAAGAAGAUGACAAGGUAUGUGCAGAUGAGCUCCAUUGGAGUCUCAAAAGAAUCCCAAACUCGAGUUGCUAAGAUCAUGGGAGUGAUUUGCGAUGGCUACCAAAACUUUGGGUCCAUGAAGUCUGAGCUCUUCUUUGAAUAUAGCAAACGCAUCUUGAAGCAGAGGUGGGAGAAAUUGUGGGAAGUUAUUGAGGAAAGCAAGGUCUUCUCUGUGGCCAAGUACCCUAAGGCCUAUUGCAACUUCACUAACGAGUCAUCUGAAUCUUUCCCUGGUUUUAUAUGGUUGAAGUGUAAGGAGGGCAUAGAAGAUUGUGGGAGUUAUCUGCUGGAAAAAUUGAAGAUUCGUGCAAGAGAAGGAGAACGAUUUGGUGUUAGUCCAAAGUAUGCUAGAAUUAGCAUGAUAGGAACGGAUGAUGAGUUCAAUGAAUUUCUGAAAAGGGUGUCAAAUGCUAAAAAAGAAUGUGACUAGAUGUAUUGGAACAAUAAUGUCAUGUGUAGCUCUAGUUCGAGCACCGCCUUAUCACAAAAUUUAGAGUUCUUUUUAUUUUUUUUUUGGUGUAGAAUAGGGUGAUAAAGGAUGAGUGCCAUAGAAAACAGAAUAAAUAUUGUUACAUAGACAUUUCAUAAAUAAGUUUAAUGUUUACCGAGUUAAUUUAU